UAUUUGCCGUGAGGCCCUCCGCGCGUAUCCCCACACGAACCAAACCCUAAGCCCUGCAAAUCCAUUCUCCAAAUCCACCAGCUCGAGCUCUAAAUCUCCGUCUUUCCUUUGUUCUUCCCACGGAAAGAGAAACGAGUUGGAAAGCUGGAACUUUGGAGCAUCUCAGUGUUGAUUGAAUCCAUAAAUCAGGUAAAAACCAACCUUCUUGCUUGUUCUUGCUUGAAUUCAAGAUGGUUUUGCUACUCAAGAAGCUUUUCAGAUCAAAUAUCUUGUAUUCAUGUACCUUUCGCUUCUCUACUACUACCAUAAUCCAUAGCAAAACAGUUCCCAAAUCCCAUUCCAUUGUGGUGGACUACCUGUUGAGCAGACUUGGCUUCUCUCCCGAGAAAGCAGCCUGGGCCUCCAAGCACCUAAACCAUCUCAAAUCCCUUGAAAAGGCUGAGACCGUGUUGUAUUUCUUGAAAAGUUAUGGUUUUGAUGAAUCCCAGAUCAAAAAGCUUGUAUCUUUGUAUCCGCAAGCUCUCUGCUGUGAUGUUGAGAGGACCUUGAAGCCAAAGUUUGAAGGUUUACAGGGUCUUGGCUUCUCAGGGCAGGAGCUUGCACAUCUGAUCCUUUCCAAUCACAUGGUCCUCAGGUGUAAUUUUGAGCGCAAUGUGCGGCCAAAGAUCGAGUUUUGGCGAGGCAUCCUUGGCUCUGUCGAGCUUUUGUGCAAGUUAUUUAAGGCAAAGCAAUGGCUGCUUAAUGCCAGUUUGGAGCUGAGAGUGCUACCAAACCUUGCAUUGUUGCGAGAAGUUGGUGUUCCAGAUGAGAGGAUAACUUUGAUUGUGCAGAGACACCCGAGACUCGUUUUCCAAAAGCCCGAUUAUUUGAAGGCACUAGCUAAGAAGAUUGAGGGAAUGGGGAUACCUCAUGAAUCAAGCAUGUUUGUGUGGGCUCUUAGCAUUCUUAUGAAAAUCACCAUGACCAGGUUUCAUGCCAAAUUGGAGUUUAUGAAGAGCUUGGGAUGGUCUGAGGUGGAUUUCCUAUCCGCGUUUCAGAAAAAUCCAAUAUUUUUGACAGUUUCUGAGACCAUGAUGAAGAAAAAGAUUGAUUUCUUAGUGAAUGAAGCUGGUUGCAAGCUAUCCAAGCUUGCUCGUGAUCCAAGACUUCUCAUGUUUAGCUUGGAUAAGCGGCUGGUUCCUCGGCAUCAUGUCAUGCAAGUCUUGAAAUCAAAAGGGUUGUAUAAUGGAAAUUUUAGCCUAGGGUACAUUAUGAGUUACUCGGAAAAGAAGUUUGUGAAGAAGUAUCUCAUCUCUCACGAGGAAAAGGUUCCCGAAUUGCUUGAUUGGUAUAUUGCCAACAGCAAAGGAGGAGCACAUUCUAAUUCUGGACUGAAACAAAAAGAGAAAUGAGUGUUAAAGUGAGGCUAUUUCAGAUGCUAAUUGAGACAUUUUGGGAGAUCACUUAUCCUUUGGAGCUGUUAAUGAUUCCUUUCAUAUACCUCUCAACACUAUUAACUAAUUUCCUUUUUGACGUAAUCAUCUCCAACAUGUUUGACAAAGGCGAGCUUACACUGUUGUUCAAGUGAAGAAAAAUUUGAAAUUGUUCAAUGUACCAUCAGGGUGAAAUCUUCAUUUCUGAUACCUUUUCGACUCUUUCGAUGUUAUGAAGAUUUUAUGCACAGAAUUGCACAUUUUAGCUCUAAAUUUCUAUUUAAUUGGAAACAACAGAAGCACAAUGUAAAUCCAGAAAUUAUUAUAUUUUGUUGUGCAAAAUGCUGGGAUGUUUGUUUGUUCAUUGGUACCUGACAAGCUCUUGAUAAUUGAUCAAAUGCAGUAAUUAUUUUG
Dioscorea cayenensis subsp. rotundata (Guinea yam) is the source of this 1826-nucleotide messenger RNA. Its product is annotated as transcription termination factor MTERF9, chloroplastic-like. NCBI's taxonomy places the organism in Eukaryota, Viridiplantae, Streptophyta, Magnoliopsida, Dioscoreales, Dioscoreaceae. Gene Ontology annotation, molecular function: double-stranded DNA binding. The coding region runs from base 231 to 1391 and encodes 386 amino acids. Gene Ontology annotation, biological process: regulation of DNA-templated transcription; chloroplast organization. Gene Ontology annotation, cellular component: chloroplast. The record is from RefSeq and is a predicted model, not a curated record. The transcript is spliced from 2 exons.